UCUAGAACGUAAGAGAUAUGAUUGAUGAUGAAGCCCUGGGAGUCAUUGCCAAUUUUCUCGGCAUCUUGAUUUUUGCUUUGGUUAUAGCUUAUCACUUAGUCACAGCAGACCCCAAAUAUGAAGCCAGCUAAGAUAUAUACUUUGAAUUUUAUCUCUGAUAUGUAUUCAGUUUUGCUGAUUGAAAGGUUCUAUGUAUGACUUUUUGAUGAAACUAGAAUUUGAUUGAGGCUUAUCAUACCGGCUGAAUCUUCAAUACUUUGGAGUCGAAUGUUAACCAUGUUUUUGUAUAUCUAGAUUAGCUAUGGAUGCUUAAUGGUACAAUGCGCACGGAAUUGUUUGAAUGAACUAAUUGAGAAUGUGAA
Vigna angularis (adzuki bean) is the source of this 362-nucleotide messenger RNA. Its product is annotated as dolichyl-diphosphooligosaccharide--protein glycosyltransferase subunit 4A-like. The transcript has a single exon. The coding region runs from base 18 to 131 and encodes 37 amino acids. The record is from RefSeq and is a predicted model, not a curated record. NCBI's taxonomy places the organism in Eukaryota, Viridiplantae, Streptophyta, Magnoliopsida, Fabales, Fabaceae.